CUGACUCAUUACACCCUCUCUACCGCCAAGCUAGUCACUAUGAUCCUCUAGCUGGCUUCUCCCUGCUUCUGCAGAUGCUUGAGUGGAAUAUGACCUCUCCCCUCAACCCUUAAUUGUGUCUCUUUUACCCUCUCACUCUCACCAGCUGAGCCUCCUCCCAGCCUCUCUCGCUCUCCCCCACAGCCAUGGCGUCUCGUGUGACCGAGGUCGCCUCGCGGCUCUACGACGCCUGCCUCGAGAGGUUCGAAGCCGAUCACCUCUUCUAUCAGCAAGAUCUACUCGCCCUCGAUGUCAUUCCCAAGGGAGAAAUUGACCUACUACUGAAGUGCGCCCAGUCACUGGUCGAUCAAAAAUUGUUCCGACUCCACCAAGGUGCCAAUAACCGCCUCGCAUGGAAGAUUAUUUCUCGUGACGAUGCCGAGAAACUUCAGAGUCUUAGCCCCGACGAGAGCUUGGUGUACAAUGUCAUUCACUCCAGCGGACGCUCAGGCGUCUGGGUGCGCAACAUUCAGACCCGUACGAACCUUCACAAAUCCAUUCUCGAUCGCUGCGUGAAAUCUCUCGAGAGCAAAAACUACAUCAAGAGUGUUCACAAUGUCAAGUACCCGACUCGGAAGAUGUACAUGCUCGCGGGCUUGGCCCCAAGUGAGGACAUCACCGGAGGUGCCUGGUUUACCGACGGCGUCCUAGACACCAACUUUAUCAAUACCGUCGGUGGUUUCAUCGAAUUCACCGUGAGCAAGCGCAGCUGGUACGAAGUGCCAGCCGCCGACCGUGGCCGCAGCAAGCGAAUCAAGACCGCCACCGGCAUGGCCGAAGUCAAGUCCGAGUCCGAGAAGACGUACCUCCCCUACCCAGCCAACUAUUCUGGUUACCCGACCGUCGAAACUAUCACAAAUGAAGUCAACCAGAGCGGUAUCACUCCCGUGCGUCUGCCCGAAGACAGCAUUAUCCACCUGCUGCAAAUGCUGUGCUUCGACAAGAAACUCGUCGCGCUCAACAACGGCGGCAACUACAAGUCGCUUAAGAACCCCGCGGUGGUCAAGGCCAGCCAGUCCCGCAAACCCGCCGCCGAAGAGGGAGCCGGCUCACCUAUUCUGGGUCUGGGCAAGAAUGGAAUGACCGAGUCGCCCUGCGGAUCUUGCCCUAACAUCCGCCUUUGCUCACCCGGCGCUGCCAUCAGCCCCGAGACUUGCGAAUACUUUGACCCGUGGUAUGAGAAGGUGCUCGGGUUCUGAGUCUUGAACAAGAUAUUUAGGUUUGCAAGCUUUUCCAUCGUGGUGGCAUAAGAGUGGGUCCACUUCACCCGCAAAAUGAUUGUUGCCCGAAAUGGGCAUUCUUGCAACCGAAUCUUAUCAAAUACUCCAGAGGAAGAGAGCCCUUCCCACUCUCAUUCCUCAUCGACCAUCCAGACACCGUGACGCACACCGUGUCUCCCUUUUGCAUGCAAGAUGGAAGGUUAAAAAAAAAGGAUUUGUGCAUAGCGAUGGCGUUGUUUUACUGUGAUUAUUUCCCUGGCACCGGCUGUCCUUCGAACUGGGCAGCGACUGCUCGUAUGUAUCUUUAGGACAAGUCAGGGGUUACGCUUGAUGGCUUUGGCACGAAACUGCCUACACGAAUAGAGAGCAGCGGCUAGAAAAGAAAUUAACGUUUCUACCGGCGC
This is a messenger RNA of Penicillium brasilianum, 1663 nucleotides long. The record is from the annotation of a GenBank genome assembly. NCBI's taxonomy places the organism in Eukaryota, Fungi, Ascomycota, Eurotiomycetes, Eurotiales, Aspergillaceae.